UAUAGUACACUGAAGCCUGGAUCUGGAAUGGAUUGACAGUUUUCGCGCGCUCUUAGGCGCGUGCGUUGCCAUGACCGCGUGAAAUACUUAGCUUUUGUUUCAAUCUUAUAUUUUUGUAAGUAAGUAAGUAGUCGAGUAAACGUUUUUAAUAAUGGAUAGGCGCAAAAUAAAGUCAAAGAACGUACUGCACAAACAACUCUAUUCCUCGAGUCAGACAGUGACGAGAACUGUAGCGGAACCGUUGAAAGAUAACAACAUCGUGAGAUCUGUAAGUGUAGCCGCGAAUCUGCCCGUUUCUCGCAAACGCAAAAAUUCCGAGGACGAAGAAGACGAAGCUGAACAGGAAGAGGACGCGGAUCCUCCAGUAAUGUCAUCUUCAAUUAAGUCCGGCAAUCUCAGGAAGAAGAGACGCAGCGGACUCGAUGACGACGAUAAUGAAAAUAGCGAGGACGAGCCAUCUUCUCCUAAAAGGGCGGCACCGAAGAGUGACAGAUUCGUUAAGCCUAAAACAGUUGCUCAAGAGCCGAGUACAGCCAGGAAAAGGUCGAAUAAUUCUGACAAGGAAGAAGUAGAGAAUCAGCAUGCUGGUUCCAGUGGGUCCUCUUACAUUAGAGGGAUUCUAGAGUCUAUGGAUAAGAGCCCUUCCAAGUUGAGUCAGAGCUCGACUAGUUCAGUUGAAAAGUAUCGAAAGAUUAAUUUACGCACACCUCUUCGUCCUAAGCUUCAGAAGCCAGUAUCGAAAACUAUAGCUGAAAAGAACAAAGCAAGCCAAAGUCAAAAAGCACAAAAAUCACAAACUGAUCCAAGACUCAAUAGACCUGGUCCAGCUUCAAAGAAGAAAAAUACCUCUUUAGUGUCUAGUGAUGCGGAUCUAAGUGAUUCAGAAGUAAGAAGUGAUCCAAGAAUCAGCAGACCUGGUCCAGCUUCCAAGGAGAAAAAUACCUCUUUGGUAUCCAGUGAUGAAGAUAAAAAUGAUUCAGAAAUAAAGAAAUCUAAGCCAUCUUCCAAGAAAAAAAAUACUUCUAUUGUAGACAGUGAUACGGAUUCAAGUGAUUCAGAAGUAGAGAAACCAAGUCCAGCUUGUAAGAAAAAGAAAACUUCUAAAAUUGUAUCCAGUGAUUCAGAUGAAACUGAAAUUGAUAACAAAAAAUCAAGGCCAGUUACUAAAAAAAAGAACACCUCCAUCAUGCCCAGUGGUUCUAAAUCCAGUAGACCUGGUCCAGCUUCUAAAAAGAACACAUCGUUUAUGCCUAGCGAUUCCGAUGCAACUGGAAGUGAAGAUGAGCCAAAUAUUUUUGAAUCUGAUAAAGACAGUUCUCCUAUUAAAAGUAAUGCAAAAAAAAAUAAAAAUGUUGGUGCACAAGAUACAUCAGCUAACAAAAACAACCAGUCCAAAACUAAGAACAAUCCUGCCAAGUCUAACAAAAGUCCUGUUAAAGCUCAAAAGACUCCCCCUGACAAUCAGAGGAGCAGAGUUCUUGACUCUCCAGAACUGAGUCCAUUAAGAAGUUUUCAUAGUCCAGAAAAGAAUAUUAAUACUAGAAGAAAGAAAGUUAAUAACAAUCAAUCAGAUGAAAAAUUCAUAGAUUUUUUGAAUUCUGCAGGGAUAACUUUAUAUUCAGGUCCCAACUUACAUGUUGCAAAUGAUGAUCCUAGAGAAGUUAUACAUAAAAUGAAAGAACUAUUAAGUUCAGAUAGUAUUGAUUUAGAAGAAAUUGUUAGAUCCUGGAAUGGUUACAUUGAAGAUGAGGAAAAUUUACAGAAAUCUUUGAUAGAACUGAAAAUAGAGACUGAAGAUGGUGUAGCAUUAUCAUCAAAAGCUGUUUCUCUUUCAAGAAUACUGCUGCAAGUUCCUGAACUGCAAGUCAAAAUCCUAAAUAGCUUAUUUAUUAAACUCAUUGAUGCUGUAAUUGCCAGUGAUUCAUCCGAUGAUGCACCAUGGGCUCUUCAAAUGUUGCAACAGUUCCGAUUUUUAGAAGUUCAAGUUGAACCAGAAAUCUUGAUCACUAGGAUGGAGGAGUUAUUAAGUUCAUCUCCAGAAUGGUUUCAACGAGAAGUGAUUGCUUUUAUUCCUGACAUAGUUACUGAUAUUCAACAUCGAACAACAGCGGAAAUGCUUAUUAAAAUUAUGGAAAAAAAUAGCGAUUUAACAAACAUCAUAUUGGAUUGCAUCCACAAUUUGAGCCUAGGAAAAGAUUACCGAGAAGAACUGCGUGAACAAGUUUUAGGGUUGUUGAAUAAAAACAUUGAUAAAAGUACAAUACCAGCUAUCACAAGAUUUGUCCUUAAUGCUUGUGCAAGUGAAGUAAUUGCUAUAAAAUCUUUCAAUGGGUUACGAGGUAUAGAUAUGUCACCUUCUCCAAAAGAAAUAGUAGAAGAAUGUUACACAAACCAAACAUUCAUGGUGAAUGCUAUGAAAAUGAGCAUUCAGCUUUUCAAAGAAGUAUCGCAGGCUGCUGUUGUAGUUGUUAAGUCGGUUGAAUCUGAAGCAGUGCCAUUAGAUCUUAUUAUAUCAAUAUUAUUAUACGAAACUACAUCAGUUAAGAAAAAAAUUAUUGAAGCAACUGUCUACAGUCAUAUUAAAGAUGGUUAUUAUAAAACCAGUCUUCUUGGGAAACUAUAUACAGUUUACAAACAAGUUGCAAAAAGUUUUCAAGCAACUGCUUUGAGUUUAGCUAUUCACUUAUUGAGAGCUGACAGUCCCGUACACGUUGAGUUUGGAAUUGAAUGGCUUAGAAAUAUGUUUAUUAGCCAAUCAGAUACAUCUUAUAAACAAAGAGAAAUCAUGGAGAAGCUCCUGAAUUUAAUGGGCAGCAAGGAUAAGACAGUAAAAAAUGCCCUGGAAGUACUUUGUAGGAUGGCUAAUGAUGAAAAUGAACGUCGUUACCUUCAACAGCAUGCAGGAUUUUUGAGGAGCUUUCUGGAAAAAAUAGAUAAUUUACAGUUUGAUGAGGUGUCUACAUUAUACCAUUUACUUCACGGUUUAUGUACUCAAUCUGAGUUGAUUUCAAAUAUUUUGAAUGAUGACUUAAGCAUUAUAAUGCAGAAACAGUUAUGUAGUUCAAAAGUGACAACAAAAUGUAAAGGUGUACUUGGAGCUGUGAUGGCUAUCAAACAUUUAUCUUGUGAUAAUGAAACUAGCGAACAAGCUGUUCAACUUCUAAAAAAAACAUUUAGUAGUAUAAAAGGAUGCUUUAAAUCAAAGGCGCUCUUUUUUGAUGAACUAGGACAAGUGAUUGCUACGACUAAUGAAGUAGAUGAGGAAUUUUUGAAUACGAUAACGGUUUAUUUAGAAGACAUUUUUGUAAAUACUGCCAUAGUGGAUACCCAGCCUGACAAUUUGGUACCAACGUUUGGUUUAAAUGACUCUGAAAUGGGAUGCAAUUAUUUUGUACAUUUUGGAAGCGAUAAAACUGGAGCUUUUGUACCUGUGUUUUUUAAACUUCUUCGUAUCUGCUAUUUACGUUUGAGCGAUGACUUAGAAAGCGUAAAUGCCAUGCUAGGUUGUCCAGUUUUAAUGCCUGAUGAUCUGGAUAUGCCCGAACCAACAACGGCUGACUAUAUGAUUUACUGUAUUAAUUGGUUCAGAGAGUUGAUAAGUGGAUUUGUGACACAAAACGAAAAUUUAUUAAGGCAGCAAGUGUUAAAACGUUUAGAAAGUUUGAUGUCCUUGCAAGGUGAAUUUGUGACAAUGGUGGCAAUGUUGGACAGUCGCUAUCAACCGCCUCCUUGUUAUUUUAAUUACUUUCCUGUCCCUUCAUUUCUUAGAUUAGACAAGAAAAUAGGUAAGAAAGGCGGCAAAAGAGGAAAAAAGAAAGAUAAGCCAGAUGGAAAAAGUGACUUAUCCUUGAAUAAAUCUGUGAUACUGCCAGAGUGGGAGAGUUGGGAAUUAGGAUCUGAACUCACGGUUAAGAAUCAAGCUUUUUUUAGACGAAUGGAUACAAAAAUCAUAAAUCUUUUGGAUGUAAAUAUGGACAUACAUUCGUCCCAAGCUGAUUCAAACAGUAUAACAAUAGCUCAAGUUUGUUUUAUUGUGAAAGAAAUUUUAGGCAUGUUUGAAAAUCAAACUUCAGAAAAUUUUAUGCGCGAUUUAAUCCAGCUGUUACCAAAAAUAUGUAGCAAAUUAAAGAAGAUUAUUGAUGAUUUGAGACAAAACGAUAGUGCCCAUGAAAAAGAAGCUGCCAGAUUACUUGUAUGUUUAUUAAACACAAUAUUCAGCUGGAAGGAGUUUCAAAGUGCCAGAUACAAUACAUUACUACGCGAUGGUCUCAGAACAUUAGCGGGGAUGAUGAAUGCAUCGAGUGCGAUGUUAAGAACGUGCAAAGAUCUUGUUGCGGAGGCGUAUAAAUACUUCGAGUCAUUAGCCGAUAUUGCUACACAAAUUUCUCUUGCUGUUGCUUUUGUUAAUAUGUGUGGCUGUUUGAUGAACCACUCUAACAGUUUUACUGAGCAAUCUAAAGACAAGCAAGCAAAAAUGGCAUAUGGAUUUCUAUGUCUUGAAUGGAACAAUGAUACACCUGGACCUCAAUAUAAAGCUGCUAUUAAAGAAUUAUUGAAUACCUGGUUGAAUAACGAACCCAAUCCUCUAAAAACUGUAAGUUCAGUUUUGGAGUGGUUACCAGAGGAAGCUUUAUCACUUGAACGACCACAAUCUCGUUUAUCUAGGCUGCCAUCCGUAACUAAAGUCAAUUUUCAUCUACUCUUGAAGCAGUUAUUUACUGGUAUUGUAAAGGGCAUUGAUAUCUCAUUAGAUGCUGCAGAAACAGAUCCAGAAAGAAUACGUGUUUGGAUGGAUGUGGGCCUAUGUUUAGAAAAGAUGUCAAAUAUUUGCAAAGCUAAUAAAAAUAAUUCAUAUUUGGUGCUGUUUCUGCGAUACGCAACAAUAUUAUAUCAAAAAAUCCUAUCUUCUGGAAUGAAGCUAUUAGAAACGAAUGUCAAAUACCAGUCAGAAGAAGUUUUGGAAGUGAUAAAAUUAUUUCAAAGAUCUGGGAGAUUUUUACGGGAUAUUUUUUGCACUGCAAGAAAAGAAAAGAUCGUGUCUCUUUUGACAUUAAUUCCUUUGGCUAAAUCAAGACGAGAACAGUUUAUUUAUAGAGUUAAAGGAAUCUUAACAGCGAACAAUUCAAUUAGUGCGUUUUGGAUGGGGAAUUUACUUAACAAGGAUUUGGAUGGCGAAGAAAUUGCCUCAGAAUCUUCUGAGGAUAUAACAGCAGCUUCUGAUUUAACGACCGAAAGUAAUGCCGCAGAAGAGACAGGUUCUGAAAUUUUUGGCAGUGAAUCUGAAGAUGACGUAGAGAUAGAAGAAUAAAGUUUCAGCGUCGAUGUGUAUAACUGUUAAACGUUGUAAAAGUUCUAAGUCUAGUUUUUUAUAGGUAUGUACAGAAAAGUAUUUUCAAAUAGGUGUUUAUUUAUAGACCUAAUAUUUUCGUUUUGUAUAAAGUCUCCGUCGAUUUUGUACUUGACUCGCGAUGAAAAUUCGUAUAGAAAUUAAAUUUUAUAUAUUAUUUUACAUUUACUAAA
Nasonia vitripennis (jewel wasp) is the source of this 5520-nucleotide messenger RNA. It is a transcript of the gene Fancd2, whose product is annotated as Fanconi anemia group D2 protein homolog. The record is from RefSeq and is a predicted model, not a curated record. Gene Ontology annotation, cellular component: nucleus; condensed chromosome. Gene Ontology annotation, molecular function: DNA polymerase binding. Gene Ontology annotation, biological process: double-strand break repair involved in meiotic recombination; mitotic intra-S DNA damage checkpoint signaling; interstrand cross-link repair. The coding region runs from base 152 to 5308 and encodes 1718 amino acids. The transcript is spliced from 14 exons. NCBI's taxonomy places the organism in Eukaryota, Metazoa, Arthropoda, Insecta, Hymenoptera, Pteromalidae.